GAGAGAGAGAGAGGGGGGGGGGGCAGAGAAAGAGAUAGUACUGUGUGUGCAUUUUGUGUGCAAGUGAGCCAGCUCGUCCCUCCUCAACAGUUGCCUUCGCUGCCUGAGAACCGAGAGGAUAACAAAAGUGUGCUGCUCCUGAGCCAGACGCCGUUAGCGCGGAGCCACACUCUGCUCUGCUGGCUGUCUCUUGCUCUGACAUGCAGUCGAUCAUCUCCCCGGUGACUAAGGCCAUUCUAGUUGCGCUUUUUAUCUUCGCCAUCCUCCUCAUUCUCUAUGUGAUCCUCUGGUACAUAUGUAGAGACGUUGACUGUGAUCACGGGAUCUGAUCUACCUUCACGGAAUUACGGAUCAAUCAAAAGCCAAGUGGGAACCGCACAGAAGGAGGGUCACCCUUGAUGCCCAAUCAACAUGGCAGGGUUGCCAUAGUGACUGGAGGAGCCAGAGGGAUUGGCUAUGAGAUUGCUAGACACAUGGCCAGCCUGGGGGCACAUGUUAUCAUAGGUGGGAAGGAUGAGCAAGAGGGCUUGUCAGCUUUGAGGAGGAUUUCUAAGGAGAACACAGAGGCCAAAGUGGAGUUUGAGGUGCUUGACCUCGCCUCGCUGCAGUCAGUCCGACGAUUUGUUGAGACCUUCAAGGCGCGGGACCUACCGCUGCACAUCCUGGUCAACAAUGCUGCAGUCAUGUUCAUACCUGAGGGCUGUACAAAAGAGGGUUUUGAGCAGCACUUUGGGGUCAACUACCUUGGACACUUCCUGUUGACCUUGCUGCUCCUGGACAUCCUGGGGAACUCUGGGAAGUGCGGUUCCAGCGCGCGUGUGGUCAACAUCUCCUCGUCUGCUCACCAUGCUGGAGAGAUCAAACUCCACGAUCUGCAGAGCAGAAAGUGCUAUUCUCCCCAUGCCGCCUACUGCCAAAGUAAGCUGGCGCUCCUCUUAUUCUCGUCCCACCUACAACUGGUGCUGGAGAGAGGAGGGUUCCCAGUGAGCUCCUGUGCAGUGGACCCUGGCAUGGUGGACACAGCCCUGUACCGCCACCUCCCCCUGCCUCUCCGUCUGGCACAGCGAGCCACAGCUCGUCUGUUCUUCAGGACCCCUGCGGAGGGUGCGUCCACGGUGCUGUACACCGCUCUCUCCCCCUCCCUGGAAGGACAAGGCGGGGGCUACUGGGCUAAUGGACGCAGGGAGAUGACAUCACACCCCGCGACCCACGACCCCCAGCUCCAGCUUUGCUUGUGGGAUGCCAGCUGGAAGCUAGUGGGCCUAAACGCUAGCAGGCUAACAACGCUGGGUUAACCCCGGGACUCACUUUUGGACAGAAGACUUAUCUUGGACUCUCUUGGAUAAACCCCUCUCGUCCUCUUCUCAUCCCUCCCUCCCUCUAUCCUGGCCUCCACUCUUGCUCCUCUCCUCCGGUCCUUUUCCCAUCUCAUAUCUGGACUUCAUCUUUGUGUUGACAAUCUUCCUCCAAAACUGGAUACAGGACUGACAGUUGAGGAUGGCCCACCCGUAAUUCUCGGAGAUCUUUGUGAAAAGAAAGGAAUGGACCCCUCUCUCGCUGGCAUUGUGAACACACACACACACACACACACACAUGCCUGACCAAGCUGUGAGUGCGCUGGGUUUCUUUGCAAGGGUGUGUGCGCUGAUCCAGUCUUUUCCUAAGCGGAAAACCGCCGUCUCUCCAAUUGGAGAACACGACUCCUCCCUGGUGUGAUGUCAUCCGGACGUGUCCGUGAGUGUGGCUGUGUUCUCCGUGUCUAGGUUUCGUCGAUGUUGCCAGAAGCGUUGCGCUUUUCUUUGGUGUCUCCAUGUGAUCUUUCUCAGAGCAGGUUUCAAGUUGGUAUCUCUCUGUCCUGCGCCGUGCGAUCUGGUUAGAAGAAAGGAAAGAUCGAACUAACAGCACGUGUCCACUUUCGUUGUGUUCUCUCAAUCGGCCUCUCUCAGUUGGCCUCUCUAAGUGUACAUUGUGUGUGUUUUACUCUUUAUCAGUGUUUGUCCUUAUUGUGGGUUCUUUUUAUACACAAGAUAAAUUGUAAAUGUAUUGAUAGCACAACAACACACUCUGACUGGUGAGCUGUGAGCGAGAGUUGGAGAAUAUUCCGUAUGCGUUUGAGCAUCUGAGCUCUGAUUGGUUCUCUGCCGCUCAUUCAUUUUGGCCCUGCUCCCAGUGCAUUGUGGGAUUGUGAUUUCCCAGCGGUGAGAAUCAGAAUCCAUCUGCAGAAUAAAGACAAAAGCAAACACCAACAACGCACACAAGCACACACACACACACAAACAAUACCAACAACAAAUCCAAUCAUGGGCUUAUCUCAACAAGCACACCAAAACAACAAAAUACACACACCACCAUCCCUUCCACACUGUGAUGUACCUAAACACUCUGAAAAUAACAGCCUUAUCUGAAGCAAAGCUUUCGGGUUUGGGAUAGGAACACAGCACAGAAACAUACUCAUGCGGACAUUUACUCCCAUUUACACAGUUCACUAACCCUAACCUUUCACUGUGAAGACUGUUGACUGUGUACUACUGAGAGCAUUAUGGCCUGUGCUACUGUAUCAUGUGUUUCCUAGAUGGAGGUAUUACUGCGCUAGGUGGUAGAUGAUGCAGUACCGCCCCGAGAUAAUGAAGCAAUGUUCUAGAUGCCACAUAACUCCCUCACCUUCUUCCAUCCCAGAGGGCAGAGAAUCUGGGACGGCAGACCACAGGAACACUUCAUCUGCUGUCUGUGACCGACGAUUUAAACCCGUGAAAUCACUGUGACGGACAGGCAAGCUCUGACUUCAUUAUAUUUUACAUUUUUACAUUUUACAUUUUUAGUCAUUUAGCAGACGCUCUUAUCCAGAGCGACUUACAGUAAAUACAGGGACAUUCCCCCCGAGGCA
Hypomesus transpacificus is the source of this 2884-nucleotide messenger RNA. RefSeq names its product dehydrogenase/reductase SDR family member on chromosome X-like. Lineage: Eukaryota; Metazoa; Chordata; Actinopteri; Osmeriformes; Osmeridae. The transcript has 7 exons. The coding region runs from base 399 to 1295 and encodes 298 amino acids. The record is from RefSeq and is a predicted model, not a curated record. Gene Ontology annotation, molecular function: oxidoreductase activity.